Molecule: messenger RNA, 2130 nt
Organism: Candidula unifasciata
Lineage: Eukaryota; Metazoa; Mollusca; Gastropoda; Stylommatophora; Geomitridae
Source: the annotation of a GenBank genome assembly
AUGAUGACUGCAGAGACUGGUUAUAAGUUGAGGUUUGGCCUACGGGAACUCUUCUAUGUGAGUCUGUGCGUAGUUCUGGGCUACCUCCUCAGAGUUCAAGAUUCCUACUCACUCUACCCUGUCUGGCGCAAGCGCAGUGAAAUGUCCAAGUUUGCCAAUGGGAAGUUCAUGACAGAUGCUGACAGGUGUCCACUUCCUGUGGUGACAGAUCUAGAAGGCGAUGGUGUGAACGAGAUUGUUCUUAUAUCAAAUGACCUGCAGCAUUUGAAUGUCCUGGCAAUGCCACCUCCGAGUGAGGAAGGAAGUAAAACACUUGCCCACGUGGUUGUGAAGGAUAAGGCUGAGCUUUCGCUUGUGGAGAGGGUCAAAGGUCACAAGUCGAGACCUGCUGUGGUAGGCGUUGGCUUCACCGUGCCCUACACAUCCAUGAUGCAGAUAAGAAAACAGGUUAUUGUAGUGGUCACAGAUGAUUGGCAGGUCCUCUGUUAUGCCCAUGACCUAAAACUUCUGUGGUAUCAGCAGCUACCGCUACCAGUGUCAGACUUUUCUUCGGUUGAGGUUAAGGCAUUAGCCGUUCUUGUGUCUCCAUUUUCUAUUGAGAAGAAACACAAAGGGCUCAUCGUGGUUUCUGGCAGUUUUCGGCAUAAAACCCAUAAGCCAGAUCUUCUUGCAGAAUUCAAAAGGAUUGAAGAACCUUCCAGGAAUCGAACCAUUAUCUUCAGCUCUGAAUAUGAAAAUGAAACCUUGACACACUUUUCAACAUUUGCACUCAGUGCAGAAGAUGGUUUGUUUUUGUGGAAACACACAUCUGGUGAUUUUGAAAAACCAAAACAAGAAGAAAAGAAAUCAUCCAGUAGGAGUGACAUACACUGGAAGCUAGCUCUGUGCCACAAGAAGGCACACAAGGGAGAGUCUCCCUGGUCAGACUAUGGCAGACAGUUGGAUGUGUUUUUGCCUCAUAUGUGGGCAGACAACUCAGACACAGAGAUCAUCAUGGCAAGAAUCAACAAGCAGUUUGACACAGACAUCAACGAAGCCCAGGAUUCACAUGAGACCAGCACUUCCCAGAAUCCCUCAGCCUUGUUACCCGAGCAUUUAAUUGGCUUCUCCUAUGGAGGUCAAAGGCCACACAGUGACCACGAGCAUGUGAAUAACCCAAAUAGCCUGAUGGUGAGAUCUCCUGAAGGCAUGCAGGUGUUGUCGCUGGUCACAGGUGAGCCGAAGACUACCUUGUUGUUUCCUCCUGACCGGUCAGUGUAUCUGGACAUGGAUGGUGAUGGUCAUCUUGAGAAGCUGGUCUGGGACCUGGGACAGCAUUACAGCCCGUGUUACGUGGAUGUCUGGCGAAUCAAUCCUGUACAAGAGAGGCUGCAACAGAUUGCCUUGUGCUAUAGUAAACGGAUUUUCUGGAGCAGAUCCUGGAGUCUAGAGGAGGACGUCUACAAGAAAAUUCCGCCCAAGGUCAUCAAAAGUGUUGCCAGAAAGUCUGGAGUCCUGCAUCAUUUUCUGGGCCACAGAUUAUUUGAGGAAAACACUUAUGACAUCAUUACUUUUGGUGGUUUGGGUCGUGUUAGCUCCAUUGGCAUUGAUGGAACAAUUCAUUGGCAGACUGCAACAGAGGCCAAGUGGGCUGAUCUAUCAAUGAACAUGAGAAGGGCCGGAGGUCGACCUGUGCCAGAUGAAAUCAAAGAAGAGUUCCUCCUCUCCUUCCAGCCCAGUCGAGUUAUAAUGCCUUUGAAAGAGGCUGGUGCCAAGGCAGCAGUGGCUGUAUCAGGCUGGAACACACUGGCUGUUGUGGAUCUCGUGGAGGGGACAGUGCUGGCUCAACACUCUAUCCCUGCACCAUCAACUGGACCUCUGGUCUAUGGAGAUUUUGAUAACGAUGGUUUGAUGGACAUCAUAUUGACCUGCAAAAAGGGAUACAUAGGAUUCACCAUGAAGCUGCAGCACAACUACGAGCUGACAGUUCUCUACACGAUUUCAGUGUUCCUCCUUAUUAUCUUGAUUUCCUGGCUCAUUUCUGCGUCCUCCCAGAGUGAGAGUGGCAGCGAGAAAGAUGAUGAUGAUGAUAAUGACGAAGAAGAGGAUGAAAUGGAUGACGACAACAUUGGCACCUAUCCUGUGAACUGA